UCUCAUCGCAGAAGACAAAGAAACUCAAAGUGACUAAGUUCAUAAAAAUGGCAAGAGCACAUCAAGAUCUCAGCAUUGCCCUUUUGGGAAGCACUGGAUCAGGAAAGAGUGCAUCAGGGAACACUAUCCUGGGCAGAGAAUCAUUCGGAGUCAACUCCUUCCCUCACGCCAGCCCUCGGCCAUGCAAGAGGAAAACAGUAGUGAUGGAAGGAUGGAACAUCUCCGUGAUUGACACUCCAGGACUGUUCAGCAAUACAUCAGAGCUGAGGGCUGAAAUGAGGAACUGUGCUCGUCUGUCGUUUCCUGGCCUUCAUGUCUUUCUGCUGGUGAUCAGGCUGGAUGUGAGACUCACAGACGAGGAGAGGAAGAUUGUGACGUGGAUCCAGAACCACUUUGGGGAAGAUGCUGUGCCCUACACCUUCAUCCUCUUCACUCAUGCUGACCACCUGAACGGCGAACCUUUGGAAGACCACAUCCGAGGAAGCCUUGAACUCCAGACCCUGAUUCACAGCUGUGGUGGCAGAUAUCACUCAUUCAACAACGAGGACAGUCGAAACAGAGAUCAGGUCACAGAGCUGAUCGUGAAGAUAGAGCAAAUGGUCCAGAACAACGGAAGACAUCACCCCACUCUGGAGGAGUUUCAGAGGAUUGAGAGAUCUAAUAAGAUGAAGAAAGCUGCAUUAGGUGUGGUAAAAGUGUUGGGAGCAGCAGUGGUGGGCGCUGCGGUUCCUGCUCUGGAUUUAUCUCUGCUCGGGGGAAUAAUAGUGUUAACAGCACUGAUAGCAGCAGUGCCGACAGCAAUCAGGAGAGCAGGUCAAAACCAUCACAGAUACUAGUUAUACACUGUUUUAUAGGAACAAUCGUUUUAAUUGACACCACUUUUUGCAUUGUAAAAAAAUAAUAAAAUAUGAAAAAUAAAAUAUGAAUAUCAAAAUAAAAAAAUUAAUAUAGUUUUACUGCUGUUUAAUUUUCUGUGUAGAUAUUCUCCAUUCCAUAGCUCAAUCCAAAUAUUACAAUUAAGUCAUCAAUCACUCAUCCUCGACUCAAGGCCGUAUGACUGAUUUUCUUCUGUUCUUUCUUUUCUUCUGUCUAACAGCUCAUUUAGUUUUACAUGGAGAAAUAAUUUGGCAUGAACUAACAGCAUAUUCCUGGGCCACUAGAAAUUUCACAGUAUUUUUUACAGCAGUUGUACUGUUUAUCAAGUUUAAAUGACAGCUGUAUUCUGUGACAUGGCUUCACAGUCAAAAGGAGCAGAACAAGCCCUCAUUAAUUUUUCUUCUCUUAAUUUUAUGACCAGCACUUCAGCCAACUAAGGUUGAUUUUAAAAGUGCUUAUAUAAUAAAAUGAAUUGAAUUCAUUACUGAAAUUCAGCAUUUUACUGUAAUUACUGUUAUAUAUUGUAAAAUCCUAUUCAUCUCACUUACAUCAUUGUUAUGUGACGAGUUGUUUAGUAAUGUAAAAAUGCACUUUUAAUGCAUUUAUGUAGUUUGGGUCUCAGGUAUAGUAAUUUUGGGUUUCUAUCAGGGACGAUUCUAGGAUUGUCAUGUUAGGGGGGCUCAGCCCCCAAUGAGGGUAUAAUAAUAAAAAAUAAAUAAAUAUUUACAAAAAAAUUGAUUGAAAAUUUGUACAAAAAAUUGUAGAAACGUUCUACAUAAAUUCAAUUCAAACAAUAAAAAUUAUUUUUUUUAAUUAAUACAAAACACACACACACAAUGUUUCAAUCUCUGUCAAUCACUCUGAUAUGCAAUUAAAAUGAGUACACUGACUGAGUGCUGUCUGUCACUGUCUUUAAUCCGGGCCCAGAUAUGAUAGUGUUUAGUUGUCAGCAUUUAAAUGCACAAUUACGUGUCUAGGUCCUCUCCUGGGGUUACCAGGCUCUGCAUAUUAGUAAAUUAUAUGUUGUUAAAUGUUGUUAAAUAACAUGAAACUGUAUGUUAACGCCACUAUCAUUAUUUACGGUCUUGCAAUUAUUUUGUUUCUCGGUUUCUGACAAGAACGAGGCAGGAGAGGUUUCUGUGAGGGUCUCGAGAGUCUCUAACUAUAUAACACGGCAUCAAAUGAGCUUCACGGGAAGUUUACGAGCUGCUAAUCUUUAUGCGGAAGUUCUAAAGAAUGCUCGGUGCAUAUGGGCAAUUGUCCCUCGUUCAGAAAGCAGUCUGGAGUAAUAUUAUUUGUGCAGACAAACAAAUUUAGGUGUAUUCGGUGGCGCAUUACCAUCAAAAACAAAACUUAAGAAAAUUAAGACUCUUAUGUUCACUUUUACUUCCAACUGCAAACCACCUGCAUUGCUUUGCAUUGCCUCACUACAGCUGCUCAAGUGCAGAGAAAAUGGCGGACAGCGUACAACUGGUUGAGGGUGGAAAUAUGCUAAUAUGGGACAGUCCGUCAAUGGUCGUGGGCGGAGCUUGAGCAGUAUGAUGUCAUACUGCUAAGAAAAUCAAAACAGCUUGAUAAUUGAGACGGUUUAGGUUUUUUGGGGAUUAAAACAAAGUAGUGAAUGGAUUGUUAUCAUUGUAGGGUAAUUGUGUCCACACACUGCUAAAAAUGUAUAUGCGUUUAUAUGCAAACACCAUAUAAAAGUGAAUUUAGCAUCUGAUAUCCCCUUUGGUUCUGUUUUCUCUGUGCCUGGCUGCAUGUUUGACAUAGUUUCUCAGUGUGUUUGAUUAAUGAUCCUGUUCACCUGUUGUCUUAUUGAUGAACUCAUUAAAUCUUUUGCUCCUCCAUGUAUGUAAGUCCUGUC
Onychostoma macrolepis is the source of this 2740-nucleotide messenger RNA. Its product is annotated as GTPase IMAP family member 9-like. Lineage: Eukaryota; Metazoa; Chordata; Actinopteri; Cypriniformes; Cyprinidae. The record is from RefSeq and is a predicted model, not a curated record. Gene Ontology annotation, molecular function: GTP binding. The coding region runs from base 48 to 836 and encodes 262 amino acids. The transcript has 2 exons.